AUGCAACGGUUCAACGCAGAUAAAGAGAACCGUGUGGCAAGUGCUACCACUAGUUACUCACAGCGUACACUGCACUCAUCUCGUUAUUUAAAACCUGGCACGAUUACCACAGCAGGCGCGAUGAAGCGACCACAUAAUCAAAUCGACAGCACACGAUACCCACGUAAAGCGGGUGGAGAACGAAUGGCUCCAUCUCGACGACCGCAUGAUGAUGUAACUUUGUCUCAAAUGAGCUCGUAUGUCAGUGAAUCUGGAUCAACUUAUUACAAGCCAACGACUAAUUUGGUUAACAAGACCUCUGGACACACGUGGAAGUUAAGUGACUUUGAUAUUGGUAAACCACUGGGCAAAGGCAAAUUUGGCAAUGUAUACUUAGCUCGGGAGAAACAGUCCAAGUAUGUGGUGGCACUUAAAGUGUUAAACAAGCAGCAACUCAUGAAGUCCAGCAUGGAGCAUCAGUUACGUCGCGAGAUUGAAAUCCAGUCACAUUUGCGUCACAAAUCAAUACUGAGACUAUAUGGCUACUUUUACGAUAGCAAAAGGGUCUAUCUUAUUAUCGAGUACGCACCGCAGGGAGAGCUUUACAAGAAGCUUACGCGAGCUGGACGUUUCUCUGAGAAACAAUCGGCCUUGUAUAUUCAGGAAAUGGCACAUGCCCUUAUCUAUAUGCAUAGCAAACACGUGAUUCAUCGCGACAUUAAACCCGAGAAUCUACUUGUUGGCUUUAAUGGAGAGCUCAAGAUUGCAGAUUUUGGGUGGUCCGUACACGCGCCAUCUUCAAGACGUACGACGCUUUGCGGCACUCUGGAUUAUCUUCCACCUGAGAUGAUUGAAAACAAACCCCACGACGAAAACGUGGACGUAUGGACACUUGGUGUCCUCAUGUACGAGUUCCUGACAGGUGCACCUCCUUUUGAGACUGAGAACACCAAGGAGACGUACCGCCGCAUUGCACAUGUGGACCUUAAGUUUCCGAGCUACAUGUCCGCUGACGCUCGAGACCUAUUAACAAAAAUCCUGCGUCACGACCCGCAGCAACGCAUGGCACUCGAGCGUGUAUUGGAGCAUCCAUGGAUCCUGGAGCAUUGCAAAACGUCUAGCGCCUAG
Messenger RNA from Peronospora belbahrii, 1107 nucleotides. The record is from the annotation of a GenBank genome assembly. Lineage: Eukaryota; Oomycota; Peronosporomycetes; Peronosporales; Peronosporaceae.